AUGUGAUGGGAAGCUACUGUCAGUGUUUGUGGAUUUGGCUCUGAUAUGGUUUCAAUUGAAGUUGAGAAUUUCAGAAAAUAUACUACUAGCCAUUUUUCUUCUUUUGCAAUAACAGCAAUUCAAGGAAUGCAGAAUGGAGUUUAUUUCCCAAGAUUCUAUGGCAAGAAUGUCGUCUACUAUUCUCUUGGGUCCAGAUACACUCUCAUGGCACUUCCAAUUCCAACUCCAACUCCAGCAGAUACUAUUGCCCCAGGUCAGACCAUGAGAGACGGAGUAGUAACACUUGUUUCUGCAGGUGGGACUUAUGAAUUUGGAUUCUUCAGCCCAGGUAAUUCUAAAAGCCAGUGUUUAGGAAUUUGGUACAGGAAUAUAGCAACCAAGACAGUAGUUUGGGUAGUCAACAGAGAAGCUCCAAUUUCUGGUUCAUCAGGAGUUCCGAACAUGACUAGUCAAGGAACUCUUCUUCUUUCUGAUGGCACAAACAGCAUUUUUUGGUCAUCCAAUACAUCAAGAACUCCACAGAAUCCAAUGUCACAGCUCUUGGAUUCAGGAAAUCUAGUGGUCAAAGAUGGUGAUGAUGCCGCGGCAGGAAACAUUUUACGGCAGACUUUUGAUCAUCCAUCUGAUGCCUUACUACAUGGAAUGAAACUUGGAAGAAAGUUCAUCACUGGUCAAGAUAGGAUCCUAUCAUCUUGGAAGAGUGCCGAUAGUCCUGCUCGAGUGUUCUUCACCUAUGAGAUCCCAAGCAGUUCAAUUAUUUUCAGGGUAGUUGUGAACCAGUCAGGUUCACCUCUGCAACCCUGGGUUUGGACUGAUCAAACACAAUCUUGGUCUUUUCACUUCAAUGUGGUGCUGGAUAACUGUGACAACUAUGCUUUCCGUGGAGCAUAUGCUAAAUGCAACACCCUUCAAAGUUCAAAUUCCCCUAAGCAAAUGCUUUGAAUGAUUUUUACCCAAGUAUCCAAGAGAUUGGAGUUUAUAUGAUUUUUGGUCAAGGUUGUGUUAGAAGGAUUGAAUUAAACUGCACUGAAGAUGGUUUUCUGAAGCAUAGGGGUAUGAGGUUGCCAGAUACGUCCUACUCUUGGUUUGAUACAACCAUGAACCUUGAGGAAUGUAAGCAAAUGUAUUCCAAGAAUUGUUCUUACACAGCCUAUGCAAAUUCUGAUAUCAGAGGAAGGGGAAGUGGCUGCGUACUUUGGUUUGGUGAUCUUAUCCAUUCAAAAGGAUUCACCAAGGGUGGGCAAGACUUGUACAUAAGAGUGGAUGCUUCAGAACUAGGUAUCUUCCCUUUUCCUUGUUUGUUUAGUAAUUGUCCUUAAAAUUAAAGUAUACUAUAAGCAUUUCAAAAUGAUAUCAGUUAACAGCAGUUAUGCUUUUUUAAUUUGUAACUGGUUUUUUGUUUUCUGCAGUUAGUUCUAUAAGUUAGCUGCAUUAGGAGUAGUUAUUUUUAUCCUUUAUGAAAAAACUGUAAUGUAUAAGUUGCUGUGUAUGUCAGUUAUCUAUCUGAAAUGAAAUAGAGCUCCACAU
Rubroshorea leprosula is the source of this 1527-nucleotide messenger RNA. Lineage: Eukaryota; Viridiplantae; Streptophyta; Magnoliopsida; Malvales; Dipterocarpaceae. The record is from the annotation of a GenBank genome assembly.